UUGAUUCCCCUUUUACAGAUGAGGAGACGCAGGCCCCAAGAGGUUAAGUGACUUGUCCAAGAUUACCAGUUAGGCAGGCGGCCUGCUGGAACUGGCCUCCUGGUCUCCUGCCUCCUGGUCCUGGGUCCACAAGGCUUGGCAGCGUGCAGGAGCGGACAGGCUGCAGUUCCAGGAUGCUGCGCCGGAAGCCCACCCGCCUAGAGCUGAAGCUGGAUGACAUCGAGGAGUUUGAGAGCAUUCGGAAGGACCUGGAGAUGCGCAAGAAACAGAGGGAGGAGGUGGACGUGGUCGGGGCCAGCGAUGGAGAAGGAGCCAUCGGACUGAGCAGUGACCACAAGAGCAGAGAGCAGAUGAUCAACGACCGGAUCGGCUACAAACCUCAGCCCAAACCGAACAACCGCUCAUCCCAGUUCGGGAACUUUGAGUUUUAGCUCUGAGGCUCGCAACAAGUGUUUCACUUGUGUGUUUGAGGACCGGGAGGGCAGAAUUUGAACACCAGCUAAGGUCUGGAGCAUUUGAUUCUUGUUUCCAGAAGUUCAGCAGGGCAGCUGCCCUUUUCCUUCAAAAUAAAAGUAUUUUGGAAAACUUGA
Molecule: messenger RNA, 590 nt
Organism: Ornithorhynchus anatinus (platypus)
Lineage: Eukaryota; Metazoa; Chordata; Mammalia; Monotremata; Ornithorhynchidae
Gene: CDC26
Product: cell division cycle 26
Exons: 3
Coding region: 174-431 (85 amino acids)
Biological process (GO): anaphase-promoting complex-dependent catabolic process; protein K11-linked ubiquitination; regulation of mitotic cell cycle
Cellular component (GO): anaphase-promoting complex
Source: RefSeq, a predicted model, not a curated record